UCCAUCAUUCGAUCGCAAGCUUCGGCGAAGGUUUCAUCAGAAAAUUUCCAGCUCGGACAGAGAAGAAAUCGACGGUGCCAUGAAAAACUUUGAUCAUUCCCAAAAAGUUAGCCCAACCGAACGGAGUACCGCGUACCGGAAGUAGUUUUGAACUGCGAACACACACACACGAGCGUGAGGAAGAUGGUUUUGCGAAAGUUUUAAGCAAAGUGAUUUUUGAAUAAUUAAUUUUGAGGAAAGUUUUUUUUUCGUAACUACGCGUAAAGUACAACGCAACAAUCAUGAGCGCCCCAAUCGUCAUAACCGUGCCCACCAAGUACGUUCCGAUUAAUCUGGCCCCGGCCGGAAUCACCAUCAAGACGGAAUCCCUGCCGGACGAGGGCGAGGAUUCGUCGAGCUCGUCGAUGGAGGAGUUCCUGGUCCGCGGCAAGAAGCGCCGCCUGGACCAUCUGACCUGGGAGGAGAAGCUCCAGCGGAAAAAGUUAAAGAACCGCGUGGCAGCCCAAACCUCCCGGGACCGGAAAAAGGCCAAAAUGGAGGACAUGGAGAAGACCAUCCAGGAGCAGUCGGACCAAAUUAGUGAACUUCAGAGCAAGUGCGAUUCGCUCGCACAGGAGAAAGAUGCCAUUUACGGCAAGUAUCUCGAUCUGGAAGCAACAACAACAGCAGCAGCAGCAACAGCAACAGAUCUCAACCCCAACCGCCAUCAAAUCGGAACCGUCGCCGGACUUGGCCUCGGGCAGCGUUGGUUGUGUUUCCACCCUACUAGGAUCAGCAGCAUCCGCCCAAACCCCUCUGCCGCAGGGAUUACUUUCAAUGGAAGCACAAACGACGCUGCGCCAGUGCCAGCAGAAGACGACGGACGAAAAGGUGGCGGCUUUGUGGAAGAUAAUUGCGCUCUGCCUGCUCUACAGGACAUGCUCGAAGACUUCGAUGUGUCCAAGCUCGAAGAGCUCGCCGAAAGCCUCCUGGCCGACGUCACAAGCGAGCUGGAAGAGCCUGAUCGACGAAGCUGCCCGGCUGAUGCCCAAGAUGCAAGCGCCGGCAUCGGAAUGCCUGGACCAGUGGUGGGGACCCCACCAGAACAGCUGGAAUCCGGCCAAGAAACUAAUCAAGGAAGCAGCAUAAUUCUGACCACCCACAACUACUCCAAGUCACCGUUUCACGUGGAGAGGACGCACCUAUCGCUACAAGCAGAGAGCACCGUGCUACAGCAGUCCGUUGUAAACCCAGACACCGUCUACGGAACCUACGACAACGAAAACAACUGCAUCACCAUAAUCCUGGAUAACGACGACGGCGGCGAUGAUGCGCGAACCGGAAAAACGCUCGAAGAGGAAAUCAUCUGCGAAGAGUCCGACGAGGAGAUGCUAGUCCAGGAACCGGAGUUCCAAAUCAAAAUAGAACCCAUGCAGCAGCUUCUGUCGCCCAUUCCGAGCAUCGUGUCCACCAGCAGCUACUCCAGCGUGAAAAACGAGGAGGCGCUGGACACGAUGAAAAAUCCGCCAACGCCGCGUUCGCUCAUCUCCGACGGCGGUUACGAAUCGAUCGGAUCGCCAGACUACAGCAUGGGUACGCUGGACGAGUUCUGGAACCUGGACCUGUUUCCCAUCCUGAACUAGACCAGUCGCUUUGUAAAUAACCGUUAUUCAGUGAUGUUGUACAAAUUAGCGCUAGUUGUUAGGCGUUCCUACCAGAUAUUGAACUACUUACGUAAGACGCUGUUCUGUUUCUGUUUAGAUAGGUUUACACCAGACUGCUGUAAAUAUUAGUCGUCGUUUGCGUUUUAUUAUUAUUUAUAAUCGAACAAUUGCUAAACAGAUGUUUUAGACCACACUCUCUCUUAUAGUGAUAGCUAGUAAGUUUGCCUGCACCGCAGUGCGGUGCAGCAGAACCUUCUUUUUGUGCACAAAAUGAACCUAAGCCAAACUAAGGAAUGUUUUCUAUAAAAAUAAAAAUAGGUAAUAAUGAUCAUUGUUACAUAUUUUGUCAUAGUUUCACUAUUCAUCACAAUUUGUGUAGACUCACUCUCCACUGAAAGGGUGCUUUAACUUGGAAAAUAAAUUGGAAAAAAAAAACUUAACACACACAAAA
Culex pipiens pallens (northern house mosquito) is the source of this 2094-nucleotide messenger RNA. RefSeq lists its product as uncharacterized. The transcript has 3 exons. Gene Ontology annotation, cellular component: nucleus. The record is from RefSeq and is a predicted model, not a curated record. Gene Ontology annotation, molecular function: RNA polymerase II transcription regulatory region sequence-specific DNA binding; DNA-binding transcription factor activity, RNA polymerase II-specific. The coding region runs from base 282 to 1622 and encodes 446 amino acids. Lineage: Eukaryota; Metazoa; Arthropoda; Insecta; Diptera; Culicidae.